GAGGAGAGGGAGACAGGGAGGACAAGAGAGGCCAAGUGGGGGGUGGUGAGGGAGGCCAAGAGGGUCAUGCAGCUGUCAUUCGAUAUCCAAACCAUCUCUACAGCAAGGACUCCCCUUAUGCCUGUCGGAUCUCCUUCACAGCCUUGCUAGAUUCCCUUCCAUCUUCUCUCUUCUUCCUUUCUUAUUCUUUUUCAUCAUCUCCUCACCCUUAAUUUCCUUCUCCUCCUCCUCCUCCUCCUCCUCCUCCAUAUGGAUGGACUACUACUUGAGCUCUCCAUAGAUGAAGAGAUCAACCAUACUAGGAAGAGAAGAAGAAAGCCUUCUUUAUAGUUUACCACCUUUUUACCCCUUAUCCCCCACCCCUCUCUCCCUCUCUUGCUUUCUUUCUAUUUGUGAUCUCUUGCUUGACUUUUUCUAUAUUAGUUGUGUACUGUGUUUCUGUUUCCCUCUAGCUUGACUAGUUGUUGAUGAGGUGAAGGGAAGUGUUGAGUUAAUUAGCAAUAUAUAUUAUAUAUAGAUAAAUAUUGAGGUUGAGGAAGAUGACUACAUCUUCUAGUCCUCAGUAUAGAUCAAGGUUUGGAGACACAACGAUGACAAAGGUCUUUGUUGGAGGGUUGGCAUGGGAAACUCCGACGGAGGAGCUCCGGCGAUACUUUGAACAGUUUGGUGAUAUUCUUGAGGCUGUGAUCAUCACUGACAAGAACACCGGUCGAUCCAAGGGCUAUGGAUUUGUGACAUUUCGAGACCCAGAAUCCGCUCGAAGAUCAGUGAUCGAACCGAACCCGAUAAUUGAUGGAAGACGUGCCAAUUGCAACAUUGCUUCUUUAGGCCGACCACGUCCUUCUCCUCCGCGAGGGAGAAGUCAAAUUGGGAAUGUAUACCAAGGGCCAACAAUGUACACAAGAGUGCCAACACAAAUACCACCUCCUCUUCCACCACAAAUGAUCUACCCUCCAUAUGGCUACAUGACCUACACACCUGACUAUGCUUACCAACAAGCGAUGUAUAAUCCUCAAAUGGCGCCGCGGUAUUACCAUCAAAUGUAUGGAUCAGCACCAUCAUCAUCAUCGUCUGUUGGGUCACCUGGACCAUACCAAUACCCGCAUUUAGGGUAUACAAUGCCGGGUCCAAGUUCAAGGGGUAGUUUUCCAUUAGGCCCUCAGGCCUACGGCCCGCCCUACGUUCAGUAUCCGACUACCCCUGUGGAUGGAUCUUUCGGUCCAUCGUCUUCUCAACCAUACACAUUUCAACUCCAAGCACCACCACAUGCAAGACAACCUCUUAACACAACAGUUUCAGAUUCAUCAAACAUUCAACAGUCUUCAACAUCUGGAGCAAACUCUGGGAGCACUGAUGCAUAAUUGGAUUCAAUUGGAGUAUUUUUGCUGAAGCUCUUGAUUCUUCAAGUUGAUCAAAAGUUGAUAUUUGAUCAUCAACAAUGGAGCUAAAAAUUCUGAAUUUCAGUUGUAUAAAACUUGGCUGACAAAACUGUUUCAAAAUUCAUGUGAGGGACAUGAAUUCCCUCUUGAUUUUUUUAUUUCAAUUCUUUCAAUAUCACCUCCUAAAGCAUUUGUUAUUGCACUUUUUUUCCCCUUCAGUUUAAUUGAUCAGAGUAUAUUACAUGAA
This is a messenger RNA of Dioscorea cayenensis subsp. rotundata (Guinea yam), 1626 nucleotides long. RefSeq names its product RNA-binding protein 38-like. The coding region runs from base 540 to 1361 and encodes 273 amino acids. The transcript is spliced from 6 exons. Gene Ontology annotation, molecular function: RNA binding. The record is from RefSeq and is a predicted model, not a curated record. Lineage: Eukaryota; Viridiplantae; Streptophyta; Magnoliopsida; Dioscoreales; Dioscoreaceae.